Carcharodon carcharias (great white shark) is the source of this 3440-nucleotide messenger RNA. RefSeq lists its product as uncharacterized. Gene Ontology annotation, molecular function: histone binding. NCBI's taxonomy places the organism in Eukaryota, Metazoa, Chordata, Chondrichthyes, Lamniformes, Lamnidae. The transcript has 4 exons. Gene Ontology annotation, cellular component: nucleus. The record is from RefSeq and is a predicted model, not a curated record. Bases 55 to 687 code for a protein of 210 amino acids.
CAAACCGCCGCCAUUUGUUGGACUGGCUGUUCAGAGCUCUUCAUGGUUUAGCUCAUGCCUUUUGGCAUCACCAUGGAUGGCGAGGCCAAUGACCUCGUAUCACUGCCAGAUGCAGAUACUCUGAAAAAGAUUCCAGUCAAAGAGAAUAAAGAAUUAGCACAAGAACCUGAAGAUUUGCAUGUUAAAUCGUUUUGCCAGAAAAAUGGAAGAUCUAUAUGGAGGCCUAAAGUAGAUAUGCUGCAUUUCCUUGUUGUAGGACAGACAAAGGAACAGAAUACUACUCUUGAUUCAGAUUUGCAGCAUUUGGAACUGCAGAACAACUGCAGCUCCUCCAGAGUAGAGGAUGAAAAUGAGCUCGAGGAUGAAGAUAGAACUGAUUACCAUGAUUAUUUGGACAGUGACCUGAGUGACUAUGACGUUUCCCCUCCCCCAGAGGCCGCGCAAAUACCUGGAAUGAGUGUUGAGCCAUUUUCAGAGAAAGAAGACUGGGAAGAAGAACUCAGUGAAGCUUGUCCCUAUGAUGAAGAUGACCUAGCGAUAAUUGUUAGACAUGGUUGUUGUGAAGUGCAGCUUGUUUGGCAGGAUGACGAGACUUACAACCCAAGCCAUGAUCAUGUUCCCUCAUUAAGAGCCAAAGUGGUUGAAAUUCCCACUGUGCAGGGACAGUUUGAUGAUGCUGAUGAAUAAGGUUUGGACAUCUCAUCCUGUUGGAAGAAAAUAGCCAGAUUAAUUGCGCUUUGCAUUUUGGAGUCCUAUUUUCUUACUAACUUCUCAAAAUGGAAAUGUUCUCUAAGGAGGCUGCCAUUUUGUGCUGCUGUUCAUCACUAUUUCAUUCAGCUUUUCGGGGCCUCGCCAAUAAAAUUCAGAAUUUUUCUUGCCACAAUUUCUUUUGAAAUUGGCUACAGAAGAUCUUUCGGCAGUAAAAGCCAUAAUAGAGAAAAAAGUGACAUGAUGUUUUGCUUAAUACGAAUGUACAAUUAGUGACUGAGAAUGUGAUGGGCUUUUUUUUCGUGGUUGUUUUUAAAGACAUUCUAUUUGAUGUCUAUUUUAUUUUAAAAUAAUGUAUUUUGAAUCCCUACAUGCAUCUCUACAAGCAGGAAUUUUAGCAAUCAGCGCUAUCUUUCAUGCCACAGAAACAAGUUAAUCUGUUAUUAAAACUGAUAAGGGAGUGGAGAUAUUGCAUAACUACUGUUGCUAUAAUAUAAUGGAACAAUAUUUGUUUUUGAGAUCAUCUCCACUAUUGUGUGCAAAGAAAUGUUAGCUUGGCACUUAUUUGUGUAUCAUGGGCUGCAUGUUGCUCUUUUGACACGUUAGAAAAAUGUUUCACAUUUGAUACCUUAAUCAUUAUUUUUAUGUCUUGUGAUAACUUAUACAUUUGAGCUUCUGUAUAAAUUUAGAUAAGUAUUUUUGAAGCUGCCUGCAAAUAAUUAGUAUUGAAUUGGUUGCUUGAGGGUUCUGUGAUAAUCCAGUAAUUGGGUGAGCCAGACUAUUCAGUAAAGUAAUAGGUUUGCUCGCUCUUUGGGGAUAACUGAUCUGGGCCAGAAUAGUUGGAGUUCUACAAUAUCCUCUGCAACUGGGGCUGUGGAGCUGAAAAUUGGCCAGGGUUGCUCCUCCUGACCAGUAACUCAUGUUGGAAGUGAUUGUUGUCUGAAUUAGGCUUGAUUGUAAUGCUCCUUUUGAAGUCAAAUAUACCACUAUCACUGCUCACCCUUCGGCCAAUCUUCAGAAGAAUGACUACCUGGGCAAUAAACUGAAAGGUGCCCAUGGACCUUCCCUUGGCAAGGAAUAAAGGUCUCCAGGAGGAGAAUGUUGAUGACAGGAUAAAGGAAGAGAAGAACCGAAGCUGGUCAAUUCGUCGUGUCAGUUGGUUUAAUCCAAUUCGAUAAGUGAGCCUCGGGAUUUGCCUACCUUACUAUAGAUCUUUUGUGAUGGAUGACAACUUGGGGAGGGGGUGGACUUAUUUUAAUCUCUAUAACAUCAGAUGUGGAGGGAUGAAAGUUUACCUCUCCAUUGGAACUUGGAUGGACCUUCUUUCCCUUUAUUUUGUCCGGUAUAACAAUCUCCAUUGUCUCAAAUUGAAUGUAAAUGCUAUGCUACUAGACUGAGCUACAUCACUCUGCUCCUCAUCAAUAUUUCUUGCUGUCUUACUGUGACUAAAUAUGCCUAGUACAAAAAAAAAUAUUUUUGAGAGUUUGAGAAUUUUGAAAAUUUGAUUUUGUUUCUGAACUGUUUUUCACUACUGACCAACUUCCAUGUUCUAAAUUAAGAAAUUAAGGGAAUUUGUGACUGUAACAGUACUUUUGUUCCCUUUAGCCUUGAAUACUUCCUCCCUUCUUACAAAGAAUCUGCACAUCCCUUUACUUUUUCUCCAUUCUCCUUCCAUCCAUCACACCAAACCCAUCCACUUCAUAAUCCCAGUUUGCUCUCUAGAUUCCCUCUCCCCUGCCCCCAAGCUCCUGAUUAUCCCUGUCUAGCUGCCAUGUUUGCCAAUCAAUGUCCUUCCCUUUCUUCGAAAUGGAUAUCAGCACUCUAACUCAAAUAAUUCUGCUUCACAUAAUACCGCCCUCAAUUUCCAGCCAGUGAUUUUUUUUCCCCACUGUAAUGUUGUUCCCUUCCUAGUUUCUCUAUUACUAUUUAUGAGUACUAAUCUCUGCAAUAAGGUGGAUAAAGACAUUUGAAAAAGAACGUUCCCCCAACCCAGCUAAGUUUCAGUUCUAGAGUCACUUGCAUACAAGGCUUCUGGCUACUGGGGAGCAAUACUGAACCAAGGAUGGGAAUUUGCAGCAGCAGGGCUGAGUUCUGCUCCCCACAAACAAGUAGGAAGAUUCUGGGAGAUACUUAUCUUUAGAGUCUGCAUAGGGUCAUGUUCUGAUAGUCCUUCGCUGCUGGCACCUUUCGUCCAUUCCCUUCACAGAGUUCUGAACACUGGGUGUCAGCUCUUGUGUGUAACGUCCUACUGCUUGAAUGCCUAGAAAUAUGGCAGAGGACGUAUUUACCUCAAAUCUACAGACAGUUGUGGGCCAAGACAAGGGCCUGGAAGAUCGGGACGUGACCAGGUGUGUCCCUUAGCAAGGUUUAAGUCUCCUCCCCUCCUGAUCUGCUGAAAAACCCUGGCUAUAUAUUCUUGCAAAUUGUGCAGAUAGAAUCGUCAUAGUACAGAAGGAAGCCUCUUGGCUCAUCACGCCUGUGCUGGCUCUUUGAUAAAGAUUUGUCCAAUUAGAGUCCUGCAAAUUUUUCCUUUCAAGCAUCAGUGCAUAAAAUAAACAAUCAAAGCAGUGGAUAUGCGGGUGGAGGGGAGAGAGGGGAGAAAAGGCCAGGUUUGAGGUUUAAGUGUGAAAAAUAACUUUUUCCUCUUGUAAAAUGUUUUUUGUUUAUGAAAUUUUAUUUCAACACUCCUUCAAUUACUGUGGCAAUUAUCCCCAAUAAACUUAAAUCCCCUA